This is a messenger RNA of Zootermopsis nevadensis, 1246 nucleotides long. It is a transcript of the gene e(r), whose product is annotated as enhancer of rudimentary. NCBI's taxonomy places the organism in Eukaryota, Metazoa, Arthropoda, Insecta, Blattodea, Termopsidae. The record is from RefSeq and is a predicted model, not a curated record.
UAAUUAUCUGUGAUAGAUUUCGCGUCGGUCCGGAUACGGAUGUGCUAUUUACUAAUUUUGGGGGAUUUGCGCUGGAAGUUCUGUUUGCUAAAAAGACAUUUUUGAGCGAUUAAUGUGUAACCUGUGAGGUUACUGUGGUUCAGUCGUUUGAAUUUCAAAGUUACAGUGUUUAAAAAUGUCACACACUAUACUUCUUAUUCAGCCGGGAUCGAAACCAGAGACAAGAACAUUUUCAGACUACGAGUCUGUAAAUGAAUGUAUGGAAGGUGUGUGCAAGAUUUACGAAGAACAUUUGAAACGACAGAACCCAAACACACCAUCGAUCACCUAUGAUAUCAGCCAGCUGUUUGACUUUGUUGACCAGCUUGCAGACCUUUCCUGUCUUGUGUACCAGAAGAGCACUAAUUCUUAUGCCCCAUACAACAAGGACUGGAUCAAGGAGAAAAUAUAUGUACUGUUGCGACGCCAGGCAGCACGUUCACAGUGAGUGGUGAAUACAGUUUCGUAUGUGCCGUGGUCUGUGGCCCCAUUUGUUCCAACAUUUCAAGAUUUGUAUUUAUUUUUUUGGUUGCUUUGCUGCAUUGAUGGCCAAAUAUCAGUGCAUCAAAACAACUCGGCAUUUUGCAUCCAAUAUAUGUACAUUUCACUGUCUGACCUGCAACUGACAAUUGUGUAGUGUUGAGAAGAGGACUAUGACUUUGGCAGUGGUAUCAUUAUUUGUUUAAGUACCUUAUCAGGCUCAAAUUGGAACAGUCUGGCACAUGGCCAUCUUGUUCAUAAUAUCUUUAUUUUCUGGAAUUACUCUGGUUUGAAGGGACUAUGUAAUGACUAUUACAUUUGCCCAUAAUGUUUCAAUUUGAACACUGAUAUUUGAGAUAUUAAAUGAUUGAAAAUUAAUGUAAAAGUGUUUGCAUAGAAAGGUACAACUUUAAUUGUAUUGAAAUAAAGUAUUCUAUUGUUUUAGUAGAUUUAAUUCAUAUACUUAUCGGUUCCACAUGAAUAACUACAAACUUGAAUUUUAUUUUGUUUAUACUUCUGCAUAUAACAUUUUUGUGUGAUAGUAGUGAAAGGGUUUACUGAACUGAGAUAUAUUAUGGAGUUUUAUUUGCAGUAUAAAUGCAAGAUAUGUAUUUAUAUUGAAGGUUGCAUUUCAUAAUUUUGUCAUACAUCAUCUGUAGUCAGUUAUUAAUUACAUGUUCCAUAUUGUUUGGUAUAUCAUGCUAUUAAAUAAUUUCAUGUUUUUGUA